Molecule: messenger RNA, 303 nt
Organism: Rhizophagus irregularis DAOM 181602=DAOM 197198
Lineage: Eukaryota; Fungi; Glomeromycota; Glomeromycetes; Glomerales; Glomeraceae
Source: RefSeq, a predicted model, not a curated record
AUGUAAUUUUAUUGUGCGUUGAGAGAACAAGUAAAUUGAUAUUUUUCUUUAGAUGGGGCAGUCCUGCGAUAGGAGUGCCAUGUUUGAUUAAUGGCAAGAUUUGCAACCAUCCGUCUUAUCUUAUUGAGAUUUUGUUUAUUAAAAAUUACAUUUCAUCAAUAUCUUUUUAAUUUUGUGUUAAGUAGGAGAGGAAUUGUAGCAUUGUAUUUUUUUAAAACAAACAAUUAUAAAUAUUCAUACGUAUUCAUCUUCACCCUGAUUCUAGUAAUCGGAAAUAUUACUAUAAUUGUGAAAUAACUUUUC